AUGUUAACUGCAAAAGAAACUGCAAUCGAAUUUUGCACCAAAAGAAUUUCUUUUGCCAAUAUUAGACCAGAAGUUCUUAAUGAAAUACAUAAAUUUUCUUUUCUUCUUCAAAGACUUAUCGCAGAAGAAGUACAUGCCAUUGCAAAAAGACUAGAAGAAGGAAAGUGCCUACCAAACCUUGCAAGUGCAGAAUGUUUGUGCAGAUUCUUCAAUCGGUAUAUGCUACCGUGUCAUCAUAUUUUUCAUAAACAACUUUGUGGUGCCAAUAUUUUAACUCCAGAAGCUCGGGCCAGCUUUCAAGAAACUUUCAAAGAAAGUGGAAUGAAAAAAGGACCUGAGAAUGCUACUACAGAUUUGCAGAAAAAAGUCCUGAUAAAGCGUCACGAUUCGUUGGCAAUUUGGAAAAAAUGCUAG
Messenger RNA from Racocetra persica, 414 nucleotides. Lineage: Eukaryota; Fungi; Glomeromycota; Glomeromycetes; Diversisporales; Gigasporaceae. The record is from the annotation of a GenBank genome assembly.